GCCGUUGAAACGAAACGGCGGACAGAUUUGAAAGGGAUUACCGUUUUUACCUUGCCGUUACAGGUUCAAAAGGUCAUGUUUAGACUUCUAGUGACACUUGCAGAGUCUUCUUAAACAGGACUGUGUUAUCGCUGGUUUACUUCAGCGUUUUCCAUCAAUUAGAGUAAUUUUGUUUCGCACAAUUAUCGAACGGUCGCCGAUCUUGUUAUUCUCUUCAGCUGUCUUGACACAGUAAACACUAUAAUCUCCCACAACACUCAAUAUAAUUUUAGGAUAAAUGAAAGGCACUUCAACAUGUUGGUCUCAUGUUUGUUUCUUAUGUGAAUGGUGAAAAGUCCUAAAGGAGACAAUGAUAUUGUUGACAGAUAUUAUGAAGACCCAGCACGUGAUAUUUACCGUCUGAACAUCAAAAAGCCCUUUAAUCAUAGUUUUCUGACGUUUGGAAAUUCAUCAUCUCUUUCCGUUUACUCCAGCAGCGGCAACAACGGGGUUGUCGUUAAGAAAAACGUUUCGUUACGAAAAAACUCUUCCCAGCGGUCGAAGCUUUGUAUAAUUUUAUAGUAUGCAUAAAUUACUUGAAAAACUGAAUAUAUGUGGCUCCUGGUAUGUUUGGCUGUAGAAUAAAUUUCUUCGUGGUAUUUCGUUUUUUUGUGUGUCCAGUAUUCGGUAUUUUGGUCUGAAGUUUUAGUCAUGAGCUCUUCAGUGGCUGUCCUUGUGAAGAAGACUAAGUUGUCGAAGCCUAAGACGCCGGUCAGUCACCCGCCAGUAAUCAACAUGAUCAAUGCGGCAAUAAAUUUUUUUGUUCAGAAAUUAUACGCUCAACUGUUCGGCGAUAUAGUUUCGACAUUUCGAAAGAAUAACAGUUUCCCUAGUAUCUAUGUAAAUACCCGAAGUUCCCUUAUUUUUUCAGCGGCGACUCUAAUUUAUGGACGAUCUUUGAACGAAUCUUAAGCGAACUUGAGAAAUAUUAGCCAAUCAACAAACAGUCGGUAUAGAGUAAAAAUAUGUUAUACAAAACCAAGGAAAUAAAGUGGAUACACUUAUACGUGAUUCAAAAACUUGUCAAUGUUAGAAAGAGGUUCUAAGAUCGUAAUGCAUGCAGCAGAGGAAAUCAUCCAUACGGCUACAGAAUGGUCGGCCUCUGGAGCCAUGAUAAAGUCUCAAAAACUCUUUCAGCUUCGACCACAUAGCUUCAAUAUUGUUUAUGUGCACUCCGGUUGUUGGGUGCACAAAAUGCUACUUGUGGAUAACGACACGAUGCACAUAACCGAGCCUAUGUAGGAGUUUACACUCUCCAAACAUCCGUAUAUAUUGUAAUGCCUGGCUGCAGCCAGUGUUAUUGGUGCUUUUAUUAUGCAGUUCGCAAUAAUUUUCGUAAUUUGCCUUAGUUGGGAAUUAUAUAUGGGGUUUUCAUCACGAACUGACAUCAGCUAUAGUUCCAGAAAUUUAUUUAGCCAAAUGGAUGAAAGACUCGUGUUAAAAUCCGAGAUCUCUUAUCUUGUACCUAAUUAUUUCGCCCACAAAUUAUAGUCCCGCCGUUUUAUUUGUUAUAGCCUCUCUAUUAUCACGUUUUAUAUAAAAUUCCUUGUGAACCGAUCGUACGUUAGUAUUAAUCACUGAAGUUGGCGCCGUAACCUUGAAAUCUCUAAAACGCCUCUGAUAGGCUCGUUUAUAGAUUAGUGUCGCCGGAGAAACCUUAGUAAGCCUUGGGGAUACCUCACAUUGUCGUCAUCAUUCCAAAAUUCACUCCCCCUUUAACCAAAACGUUUAUAUUAACGGUUCGAUUGUUAUUAACAUAGUAUUCCAGUCAGACUAAUCUGGGUUUCCUUUCAACCUUCUGUACCCAAGUCAUGUUACUUGUUCACAAAUAAAAUUUUACACUACAUUAAUUUUCUGGUGAAUGUAUCUACCAUAGGUGCAACGUGUCUUACACCUUGGAAGGAAAGUCGCCGCUUGCACGUGUUGGUCAUUCAACUCAUGCUGUGCGCAUGAAAUGUGGGAACACGGGCAACCGACCAUUGGUUAUAAUGAUCGGGGGUGCAGAUGCUUCUGGAGUAUUUAAUGAAGCUUACAUUCUGGAUAUAAUAUCAUUUAUGUGGUACACUGUUGAUUUGGAACAGACAAUUGAUUUUCCAGGUUUGGGAAGGUAUGAACAUAGCAGUGCAAUUUUAAACAACCAGGUGCGUUGAAUUACUGCAGUUCAUGCACAUUUCAUAUUUACUCACAAAUCACUUUGGUUAUAAAGAAUUAUUAAUAUUUGGUGGUGCAACGAAAACAGGUCCUUUGAGUCAACUACUCCAUCUACAAAUUCAUUUUCUAUCAACGCCAGAAAAUCCAUCAAUUUAUGAAAAGGGCAGAAUCACUGCAAGCUUAACUCAAGAUCGCAUUCAUACUGAUAUUCAACAAUUCAUCUAUCAUCCCCGCACACAACACUCUUCUGUUUCACUAACUGAAUAUAAUCAACUCAUAGUAUUCUCUGGUGGGAAUGUUGGUAGUCAGCCAGUGUCAGAUGAUAAAGUUUAUAUGUAUGAUAGUGAAAUAAAUUCAUGGAACAUUAUACCAGUGGAAGGUUUACCACCUUGUUCACGAUUAGGUCAUUUAAUACUAUAUGAAUUUCCUUAUGAAUUAGCAAAUUCAAAUUAUGAACGUAUCCCAAAAGGUAAAAUGUAUAUACACGGUGGAAUGGUCAAUGAAAAACUACUUGAUGAUAUUUAUGUAUUAAAUUUUACUAAUCAAGUGAGAGAAAUUUAAUUAGAAUAUUAUACAAGAAAAUACUUUCUGUAUAUGUUAAUUGUUUAAUAAAGCAUAGACAAUAUUACAUUUUAAUAGUUUCAGAAAUAUUAUAUUUAACUGCUAGUCAAAAUACUCUCAUCUUCUGAUAAUAAUUUACACUUCAAAGGUAUAUGGAACAAACUAUAUCCGACUGAUAAAUUAUCACCACUCACUAUUAAUCACGAUAAUGCGGAAAGUGAGUGUGAAUAUUUGGACCCAAAAUGUAUUGAACUUACACAGAUUCCAUCUCCAAGUCCACGUGCUGCUCAUGGCGGAACAAUUUUAACAAAUAAAAUUUAUGAACAGGAUACCAGUAAAAUAUUAAUAUUUGGUGGAUUGUCAUUAAAUGGAGCGUUGAAUGAUAUGUUCUGUUUUGAUACAAGUUAGUGAAAAUGUUAAUGACCAUAAUAAUACUUAAAACUCAAUCGCAUAAACGGUGUAUAGGAUAAGCUUAUUGAAAAUUUAAAUACAAAUUCAAUGAAUUUUUUGGAUGGGUCUCUUUUGUUCUAAUUAACACGUCCAAAAGGAAUGAAUUAAUCACAUUUCGUGAGUCUUGUCAUCUAUUAUGGGUUACUGGCAAGCAAACUUUCAGAACGGAUUCUAAAAGCUGGCGACGUUGCUCCACAUACGGCACAGGAGAGAGUAAACUUUGUAGCAAACCCUUUUUGUAUUUUUGUAAGCCUAUAAAAUGAAAAUAUACGACAUGUGUAAAUGACAGUUUUUGAUCACAACUGUCUUUAGUCAAAUAUCUCAUUGUACCAAUGUGGAAUGUAUCAACUCAUACAUAUUUGUAUCAGAUUCUACUUUGACUAUGAGUGUCUUACUGCACCGAGUGAUGUAUUUCUAAAUGUUCCAUGUUCUGGUUUCGAGCGCUUAAUUUCGUAGGUACUAGACAAUGGACUGAAAUUAGAUAUGAGACUUCUGUAUUACCGAGUCCACGUUUAGACUUUGCUUAUUGUACAUUCUCAUUAAUCGUUAAAAAGGAUACAAAAGAAAAUUCACCGAUGAAAAUUAUAUUUAGAUCACCAAAAGGUAUUUAUACUUUCUAUGAUAUAUAUAUCACUGAGAUCUGUGUAUAUUUCCUGACAGUGGUAGAAUGAAUUUCAGUCUAUAGGUAUGAUCAAGUUAAUACAAUUACAUGAUUUCUAAGUAAUUACCAAUAUUUACCUAUACAAUUUCACUAAAAUAAGACUUGUGGUGAUUAAGUUUUGUCGUUAGGCUACUUGACAAAUGCAUAUUUGUGUGCUUGACUGCUAGCCAUACUGAAUGUGGGGUAGAGCAAAUGAUACCGUCCGUCUGACUCAAAUAAGAGUACGAAGCUCAUGUUUAGUGGUUGUAAGUUGAAUGUAUAAAUCAUUAUGUUUAACUUGACUUUAGCAGGCUAAAGUAUUUAGAUUUUGUGGUUGUUAGUAUUGUGUAAUUAAAUUAAUUAAUGGUUGUUUAUGUUAUACUGUAAUGAUUGGUUCUCAAUUUGAUUGUUAUCUAGUUGUAGAAAUUGAAUCACUGUGAAUAGGUUCCUGAAUUUUUAGAGUGUUUUACUUAAAUAGAUCAUCUAAAAGUACUCAGUUUCUUAGUAUUUAGUCUUUUGUGUUGAUCAAAUUCUGUUGGUCAAGUGACUCAACAUCGUUGUGUACACUGUUUCGGCAAAAAUUUAGUAGAAAGCACUAAACGCAGGACUUUUGCUAGUUGGCAAUCAUAAGCAAGCACGUCUAAAAUAUUAAAUGAACUGAAAAUCCUCUUGGAAUUCAAAGCUGCGUCGGAUAUAGUUUUUUAUUCUAAAGCAUUGCGAACAGAUUAACAAAUACGCCAAUCGGAUUUGUUGUAAAAUGACAAAAUUCCCUAAAAAUGCACUUAAAUAGCGUCAAGUAUUUUGUGUUCUUGUAAAGUCAUAUCUAAAGCCCUGAAAAUAUUUUGGAAUAUAGAUAGAACGGAAUAUGUAACCCCAUUAACUCUUAUAUACAAGUUACUUGGUGCAUAGUUUGAUAAAUGAACGUAAAUAUGUUGUGAUUUGUACUGUUAUGCUUUUGAAUGUAAAUGCACAUGAACAGUCCUACUGAUGAUUAUUGACUGGUUUAACAGCUAAAUUAACUUUCAACCAACAUUCCCUACUUUUUAAUCUCGAUGCAACAAUCAUGCUUCUAAUGGAUACAAUUAGUUAACUUAAUUCUACUUCAAAUGUUCAUAUUUGAAGUAAAAAUGGGAUACAAUAGACUGAUUUCGUUUGUCACCUAUCCAUUAAACUAUGUCUAAUACUGGGCGAUUUUCAACCCUCCGUAUAAAUCAUUUUCAUAUUUGACAACCUUUGUGUUUUGAAAUAUUUUUCCUGGUAACAGGAAUUCGAUUUCUUAAAUUGUUGUAUUUUAUUACUGUUAUUUUCUUCAGAUAAUCAAUAUUACGAUGAUGUCGUUAAUACUGAUGAGCAUGAAGAUAACAAUGAUAAAGAUCAAUACUGUCAAGAGUAUUUAUUUAUUCACGGCGGUAUGGAUACUCAUGGUUCUAUGUUUGAUGAUUCUUAUCUUAUUCUACUAAGUGAAUAUCAACUUUCUAAUCCACUAAAUGCUCAAACAAUUAUCCACCGAAGUUCUUCACAUGGAAAAUGUUAAUACUUGUUUGCAGUAAAUAAAAUAUUAAUCUGCAAUACAUUAUAAUCCCCUCAAUGCAUGAAAUUCCAAACGUCUAUAUGUAUUCCUACACAACUUCAGAAUAAUUAAAAUUUCAUAAAUAGCUUUUUUUUAAACUUUAGACAAUUGGAUGUUUCUGUUGACUAGGUAUUUAGGACAUAAUUCUAACUGGACAUUCUGUUCUAAAUAUGGAACUCAUUUUUUACCGUUCAUCUUUUUUAUUUAAAUAAAAUGAUUGAUUAUUCUACUCUUAUCUAUUGUUCUCCUGUUGUUCAUAGUUCUUAAUUUUAUUCUGUUUUAUAAGAUUGUAUAUAGGGUUUAUUUGAUCAUGGAUUUCCUAUUGAAUUUGAAAUAUGCGCAAUCAU
This is a messenger RNA of Schistosoma haematobium, 5758 nucleotides long. RefSeq lists its product as uncharacterized. NCBI's taxonomy places the organism in Eukaryota, Metazoa, Platyhelminthes, Trematoda, Strigeidida, Schistosomatidae. The transcript is spliced from 5 exons. The coding region runs from base 2203 to 2751 and encodes 182 amino acids. Gene Ontology annotation, molecular function: protein binding. The record is from RefSeq and is a predicted model, not a curated record.